Fomitiporia mediterranea MF3/22 is the source of this 4029-nucleotide messenger RNA. RefSeq names its product P-loop containing nucleoside triphosphate hydrolase protein. The record is from RefSeq and is a predicted model, not a curated record. Gene Ontology annotation, cellular component: membrane. Bases 1 to 4029 code for a protein of 1342 amino acids. Gene Ontology annotation, biological process: transmembrane transport. The transcript has 20 exons. NCBI's taxonomy places the organism in Eukaryota, Fungi, Basidiomycota, Agaricomycetes, Hymenochaetales, Hymenochaetaceae. Gene Ontology annotation, molecular function: ATP binding; ATP hydrolysis activity; ABC-type transporter activity.
AUGGUAUCGUCCCGACCAGACACAGCGGUCGCGCCGGAAGCGCCUAGUAUACUGAACAACGAGAAGUCCGACCUCACACCUGAUGUUAUAGCGGACGGACAGGCCACAGCAUCCGCGAGGCGCAGCUGGUUCUCAGGACGAAAACAAGCCGAGAAUUCUAAGCGACGCAAGAAGCAGGUGGACGUGGAGGACGCUGACGGUUCUGAGAAGCGAGGGGCGGACAGUGCCACAAAGCAGGUCGACUUCACGGGGUUAUUCAGGUUCUCGACGAAGUCCGAACUUCUCCUGGACUUCAUUGGUAUCAUAUGCUCUGUCGUUACUGGGGCUGCGCAGCCCGUAAUGAGUAUAGUCUUUGGUAAUCUCGCACAGACCUUCGUCGACUUCGGUUCGGCAGUCCAGGGCUUACAAGAUGGAACGGCCAGUCUUGAUGAUGUCGAGCAGGCAGCAUCACAUUUCCGGCACGAAGCUUCGCUCGAUGCGUCGUAUCUCGUUUAUAUCGGCCUUGGAACAUUGGUCUGCACUUUCAUUCAUAUGUACACAUGGGUCUACACUGGAGAGGUCACCUCCAAGCGUAUCCGUGAGAGGUAUCUCAGAGCCGUAUUGCGUCAGGACAUUGCUUUCUUUGAUGACGUAGGGGCAGGAGAAAUCUCUACGCGCAUUGAGUCAGACGCUCAUCUAAUUCAGCAAGGCAUUUCAGAGAAAGUCACACUCGCUGUCCACUUCUUAGCCGCAAUUGUUACUGGUUUCAUCGUCGCAUAUGUCCGAUUAUGGCGGCUCGCUCUUGCGCUAACAUCGAUUUUGCCGUUCAUCAGUAUUACCGAUGCUAUCAUGAACAAAUUUGUGUCCAAGUUCACGCAGGCCUCCCUCAAGCACGCCGCAGAAGGAGGCUCCAUCGCAGAGGAGGUCAUUUCGACGAUCCGGACUGCACACGCCUUUGGUACCCAGCAUAUUCUCUCGGCAUUGUACGACAGCCACAUCGAACAAGCUCAUGUUGUGGACCUGAAGUCAGCGGUCGUUAACGGAUGCGGACUCUCAGUAUUCUUCUUUGCUUUUUUCUCGUCAUAUGCGCUUGCAUUCUCAUUCGGCACAACGUUGAUUAUCCACGGACAUGCUACUGUCGGCGAAGUCGUGAACGUCAUCACUGCAAUGCUGAUUGGCUCGGGCUCGCUAAACAUGUUGGCCCCUGAAAUACAAGCUGUUUCGCAAGCUCGAGGAGCUGCAGCUAAGCUAUGGGCGACCAUUGACCGUGUGCCCUCUAUUGACAUCGAGAAUGAAGGCGGACUGAAGCCAGAGGUUGUUAUAGGAAAAAUUGACUUCCAGAACGUCGACUUCAAUUACCCUUCUCGCCCAACCGUGCAGAUUGUCAAGAACCUUAAUAUGACAUUUACUUCUGGCAAGACGACGGCGCUUGUUGGUGCAUCCGGCUCCGGGAAGUCCACCAUCGUUCAUCUUGUCGAGCGCUUUUACGACCCACUGAACGGCUCUGUUCGCCUGGACGGUGUUGAUCUACGUGAUCUCAAUCUCAAGUGGUUACGUUCACGGAUUGGACUCGUUUCACAAGAGCCUGUACUCUUCGCUACGACGAUAAAGGAUAACGUUGCUCAUGGGCUGAUCGGCACAAAAUGGGAGCACGCUUCCGAAGAGGAGAAAUUCAAGCUGAUCAAAGAAGCGUGCAUAAAGGCUAAUGCUGACGGAUUUGUUUCCAAGCUACCGCUUGGUUAUGAAACUAUGGUCGGUGAACAUGGGUUCUUGCUGAGUGGCGGUCAAAAGCAGUGUAUUGCCAUCGCUCGUGCAAUCGUCUCAGAUCCACAAAUACUUCUCUUGGACGAAGCAACAUCUGCUCUGGAUGCUCAAAGUGAGGGCAUUGUGCAGGAUGCACUCGACAAGGCAGCUGCUGGUCGUACGACUAUCACAAUUGCACAUCGCUUGUCCACGAUCAAGAAUGCAGAUCAGAUCUUUGUUAUGGAUCAGGGAGUUGUGCUUGAGCGUGGUACACACGACGAGCUGCUUGCGAACCCGGAUGGGCAUUAUGCACGUCUCGUCCAAGCUCAGAAGUUACGUGCAACCGAGCAACGAGCGGAAGACGAAGACUCCGUCGUGAUUGCGUUAGAAGGUGAUGAAAAUGGCAAAGAAUCAUGCCGUGACUGUGCAACAGAAGCGCAGGAGAAAACUCCACUCGGACGCAAGUCGUUUGGUCGUUCUCUGGAAAGAGAAUCAGCUGAAAAGAGACUGAAGGAGAAGGCAACGGAAAAGGACCUUGACCUGCUCUAUAUCUUCAAGCGUUUUGGUGCAAUCCAGUCUGAUGUUUGGAAGAGCUACGCGAUUGGCGGUGUCUUUGCUAUACUAAAUGGUCUUGUGUAUCCUGCCUAUGGCCUCGUCUACGCACUUGCCAUCACCACAUUCCAGAAUACGGAUGAUCAUCAUGCCCUUCGACAACAAGGCGAUCGCAAUGCAUUAUGGUUCUUUCUUAUUGCGAUCUUAUCAACGGUAUUCAUUGGAUUCCAGAAUUACGGAUUUGGUGCAGCGGCAGCGAACUUGACGAAUAGGUUAAAGAUGUUGAGUUUCAAAGCAAUACUUCGACAAGAUAUCGCAUUCUUUGACGAAGACAAGCACAACAGCGGAGCUCUGACGACCAGCCUUAGUGAUAACCCACAGAAGGUCAAUGGGCUCGCAGGACUCACUCUUGGAACUAUUGUUCAGAGUUUGGCUACUGUCGUUGCAGGUUGCAUCAUAGGUCUUAUAUUCCAAUGGAAGCUUGCUCUUGUUGGCAUUGCUUGCAUGCCAAUUCUGAUCUCAACUGGAUAUAUCCGCCUCCAAGUUGUCGUCCUGAAGGAUCAACAGAACAAGAAAGCACACGAGCGAUCCGCUCAAGUCGCUUGCGAGGCUGCUGGGGCGAUUCGUACAGUCGCAUCGCUGACCCGUGAAAUGGAUUGUCUCGAAAUCUACAGCAAGUCUCUCGAGGAGCCGCUUCGCCGUUCCAAACGCACCGCGAUAUGGUCCAACCUCAUUUACGCGACGGCACAAGGCUUUACCUUCUUCGUCACUGCACUUGUAUUCUGGUAUGGCGCACAGGGAGUGAGCAAGCUUGAAUACAGCACGAAUGCCUUCUUUGUUUCUCUAUUCACCGUCACGUUCGGUGCAAUGCAGGCAGGGGUUAUAUUCUCGUUCGCCCCGGACAUUUCGUUGGCAAAGGGUGCUGGCUCCGACAUCAUUCGUAUGAUGGAUUCCGUGCCGGAGAUCGAUGCAAAGUCCAAGGAGGGCGCUCUGUUGAAAGAGGCGCAAGGGCACAUUCGUUUUGAAAACGUGCACUUCCGUUAUCCAACACGUCCUGGUAAACGGGUACUUCGUGAUUUGGACCUGGACAUUAAACCCGGCACGUAUGUGGCACUUGUCGGAGCUACGGGUUGCGGUAAGAGUACCACUAUCCAGCUUGUCGAGCGCUUCUAUGAUCCUAUGGCGGGUAAAGUCUACCUCGAUGGACAAGACAUCUCGAAGCUCAAUGUCCAGGAAUACAGGAAGCAUCUUGCCCUUGUUUCUCAAGAACCUACUUUAUAUACGGGAACAAUCCGUUUCAAUGUUUUGCUUGGAGCGACAAAGCCACACGAAGAAGUUACUCAAGAAGAGAUUGAAGCCGCUUGCCAUGAUGCCAACAUUCUCGACUUCAUUAAUUCAUUACCUGAGGGUUUCGACACGAAUGUCGGAGGCAAGGGCUCUCAACUCUCCGGCGGUCAGAAACAACGUAUUGCCAUCGCACGGGCUCUUUUACGCAACCCUAAAGUGCUAUUGCUGGAUGAGGCAACGUCUGCACUAGACUCGAAUUCCGAGAAGGUCGUGCAGGAGGCUCUUGACAAGGCCGCUAAGGGUCGAACGACUAUAGCUAUUGCACACCGGCUGUCUUCCAUCCAAAACGCGGACUGCAUCUACUUCAUCAAAAAGCGGCGAGUCAGUGAAGCUGGAACGCACGAGGAGUUGAUUGCCCGAAAGGGUGACUACUACGAAUAUGUCCAGUCGCAAACCCUAUCAAAGUAG